Molecule: messenger RNA, 1329 nt
Organism: Coprinopsis cinerea okayama7#130
Lineage: Eukaryota; Fungi; Basidiomycota; Agaricomycetes; Agaricales; Psathyrellaceae
Exons: 1
Coding region: 1-1329 (442 amino acids)
Source: RefSeq, a predicted model, not a curated record
AUGACAGGCAACCGCUUUCCAGUCGAGUUGUCACUCGAGAUUCUGAAAGAUUUCGUGCCGGUAGUGCCUUGGACGCCAGAAGAGUAUUCAAGGCGCGAAUUCCUUGUUUUGCCUCUUUUCGAGACGUACUAUCGCCAGCUGCAACAAUUGGCGUCUCUACGGGGCGUCUGUCAAGAUUGGAACGAAAUUAUAUGCGACAUUAUCUACACCCAUGUAGUUCUGCCUUGCCAUCCUUUGUACAUCGUUCGCAAAACCGUUGGGAUCCUUCGUCACCACGCAGACCGCAUCCAGAGCCUAACCAUCUGCGAUUUAUCUUGGGGCUAUUACACGCUUUCGAAAGAGGGGCGUAAAGAGUCCAAGGCUCUGGUCGACCGUCACCUUAAAAAGUACCUCGGCAAUGCCAAGACCCCAAUCCAACUCGAGAGGCUCGUUCUUGAAGGUGCAGACUCGGUGUAUAUGAAGAGGGCAUGGCGUCGCAAGACAAUUCUUAACGCCCCGACCACCGUCAAACACCUCAUUUUCUCCAACGUGACGAUCGCCGUUUCUCUUGCCCUGGUACACCUUGGGAAGUACUUGGAGACGCUUGCAAUCCGAGGGUGGACAUACUGGGGGGGCGAACGUUAUCCUCUCCGCCUUCCGAAGCAAUUCCAGCGCCUCCAGCAGCUCGUGUUGCAGGACUGUUUCAUCGAUGAAUACGCCACGUCCAAGUUAUUCGGGCGCAUUGGGACUCUCACCUACUGUCCCAAGCGCAAGAAACGAAUUCAACAGUCGCAACUGCGGGACCUCCGGAUCCAAGGUUUUACGACUUUCGAUCCCCAUCGAAUGGCGACAACGCUAUGCAUCAACGGUAUCGGGAAGGGGUUAACCACCCUCCACAUUUAUUUCAACCACGGGAGGAUAGCCUCCUUACCAGGGGUAGUCGUCACCGUAUCCCAUUCCGCCGGGGCGACAGCCAUCGCGAAAGAAUGCCAGUCGCUUAUUGAUUUCCGAUACGCUGGAACCAUCGAGAGGACUUUCUUCAGGCACCUUUCCAAGUCGCUCAAAGUCCUCGCGCUUGCUGUCUGGGCCCCGAGCAUCUGUUCCGACGAGAGUACACCAUGGUGGCAGACCAUGGACUUGGGUUACUUCACCCCCGAGAACAUAGGGGACGUCAUUUCGCUGAGCGACAAUCGGUACCACCUCGAGCGCUUGAUCAUAUUGAUACAGUGCUGGCCGGGAGAGCCUGACCCUCCAGCCUCCUUCAUUGACGCGGUCAAUGAAGGAUUGGAGGCAGUGGAUAUCCCAUUUGAAGUGAAACAUCUUCGCAAGGGUAAAAUGUCGAUGGUCUGA